Porites lobata is the source of this 3070-nucleotide messenger RNA. NCBI's taxonomy places the organism in Eukaryota, Metazoa, Cnidaria, Anthozoa, Scleractinia, Poritidae. The record is from the annotation of a GenBank genome assembly.
AGCCCUGAAGGUGCCCCAAUAUCUUGCGGAAAGAGCCGAAAAUGUAGUAAAAAGAAAGGUCAUCAAGGUAAAUGUGACUCCAGAGGCCGUGAAGUUAAUGCAUUCUGGAAGAGAUCUCCUUUGUAUGCGAUUUAUAAAGAGGGACAGCGGCUGGUAACCGAGCCUAGGCAAAUCCUUGAAGAAAGCUUCACUGCCCUGCAAGUUAAAGAGGAGGCUUUGUCCAAGAAAGAGGAAGAUGUUUCAGCCUUACAGAGGCAAACAGAAGCUCUUUUUAAGGACGCAGGUAAAUAAAGCUUAGAUGCUACCUGAAAUAAGGUGACAAUAAUGUAAUAUCUGCGGUGAAAUAAGUCAAUGGUAUGCGUGACAUAUAUCACUGUAGGUUGAUUAAGUCGGGGAGAUUUGUCAUGAUUGAGAUACUCCUUGUUGCUGUAAAGGCUCUGAUCUAGGCUUUUGCUUUCCAGAAAAUGCAGUACAACAGUCAAAACAGGAGAAGGAAAAACUUGACAAGGAAAUUACUGAAGUGGAGGGAAGACUCAAGGAACUCACAGAGGCUUAUGAGAAAGUCAGGAAGCUUUUGGAACAAAAGGGUUAUUCCAGAAGACGAAGGGGCUUUGCAAGCACUUCAUUUGAAAUGAUUAAUGAUUAUAAGUCCAGCACUAGAUAUAGAAGAAGGGAGGAGUCCAAAAACAUACUAGAAUUUAUUCAUGGGGGUACUGAACCAUCAUUGUAUGGAGCAUGGGAUUUUUUAUCUGCCAAUGCAAGUAAUGAAAUUAUGAGCAAAUUAAUCAGUACGUACAAAAGGGGUAAAUUUCUUCAGGGUAUUUUUGGGAAAGCUGUUAGUGAUUAUCACAAAUCAGAGGAUGCAAUUAAACAAUCAUUAGCACUGAAAUACCAGAGUUUUUUAUCCAGAAGAAAGUAUAAUCUUGUAUGUAAAACACAAAAUUCAUUUUUUAGUGCAGAUAAAGAGGUCUGGCUGCCACGUAACAUGAAAUGUCUUGGGGUUGACCUGAGGUUACCGAAACUAAGUGUAUCUGAUGAAAGUGUUGACAGGUUUGUUAAAAGUUUGGACAUUGGUCACGUCACACAGUUACCAGGAGUAUCGGGUGUUUCUCGCACGGUGACAGGCUUGGUUUUUAUGAUUAUUGAUUUACACUUACGAGUUCCCCAUCUUUCACAAAAACUAGUGUGGUUCAGUGAAAAUGAAAAUCAUUUUAUUUUUCAGUUCUCUGAUGAUGGAGCUCCAGAAACAAGCGAGUUAACAAUGUCUAUUGGAAGUAUGGUGUGCUGGAACUUUGGAGAUCAGGUGCGGAGCAGGGACUUUCAGUACCUUCUCCACUGUGUUAGUGUUCAGGAAAAAGAUCGGCUUAUGCAUGACCUCUGGGAGCAACACACUGAGGAGAUGAAGAUUUUAGAAGGUAACAUUUUAACUGUAUGCAAUAAGGAUUGUACUGUAGAAUUUCAGCCAGGUGCAGACAUGUCAUGGCAGAGCUGGGCUGCCAAUGAACUCAACCAAGCAGCUACAUAUCCUUCCCCUUAUGCCAAUGUGCAUAAAGGUAACAUGUACACCAUGGGUGGAACUAUUGGUUUCAGUGACAGUGACACCUGGAAGCCCUUCACUUUAGAGAAAAGAAAGUCACAUGUUGAAAAGGUAAGAAAUUUUAUGUCUUCUCUUCCUUCUAGUUUGACAGAAAAAAACAGGCAUGCUAGAAAGCUACAGUUCAUGGCUGAGAAUGGCAUCCGACAGCUAGGACCCCCUAGGAUUGGGCAGUUUGCUGACCGGCUGAGGCCAGAACCAAUGCAUUGUGAGAUCAAUGCUUGGCAGCACUAUAUUGAUCUUCUUUACUUGGAAGCAGUGAUGCGAAAGAAAUUUGACCCUUUUGUUUCUGUUUUGGCAGCACCCUUGGGUAGAGGAGAUGAAGAUGACAUUGAUGAAGUACAACCGCAAAAGUCACUUGUGAAGAUUUCUAGCCUUGAGAGUGUUGGUGAGCGUGCUAGACAGCAAGACCUUUUACAACAAUCUGAGGAGAAACUGAGACAACACCUUGAAAAGGCAGGUAAUGGUAGUGUGAGGAAAGCUUCAGGUAAGAGGGGAUGUGGGCUUGGGUAUCUUGCCUCAAGAGUUAGGGAACACUACAGCGAUGAAUCGAACAGACAUAACAAGUUGCCAGUGAGACUGAUAGGCAAUCAAGCAAUUGCCUUGGCAAGAUAUUCCUACCGUCUUGUUGACACUUUAAAAUGUGAAAAUGAAACAGAGGCACAGAAAGCCAAACGGCUGGCUCUUGGAAAAAUAGGUGAGUAUUUGAGAAAUGCAGGGGGACUUUUUAACAGAAUUGAGACUAAUUCUGCUCAAGUUGCAGAACUGAAGGAAGUGUGCGAAAUGUAUUUCAAUCUCAUCUCUUUGUUUUUUCCUUCCAGUGUGAAUGUCACAACGUGGACAGUGGGAUAUGCUAUUCCCUAUCAUGCAAAUUUGUUGUUUAAAUUGUAUAAGGUUGGUUAUGGCAUUGUCUCAUUGCAGGCUAAAGAGGCCAAACAUUCUGGUGUGAAAGAUGAUUUGACUUUAACUAACAGGUCAACUGCAAUAACCCCCAUUGGUAAGUGGUGGCAAGUUAUGAGAAGUAACUAUGUUCGCUCCUUUUAUCUGCCAGAACAUCAGCCCAUGCCCUCCUCUUAUACUUCACACUACCAGUCUCGCUCCCCACCCCAUUGUAACCAUUCAAAGUUUUGUAAAUGUGGUAGAGAUAAAGACAGAGAUGAGCUCAGUUGUGAUGUCUGUCUGUCUAGCAUUGAGGUUGUGACCUCUGCAAACAAGAGAGAACUGACACACUCAUUGUUGUUCGCUUUUAAACCAGUGGUUUGCAAACAGUGCAACACCCGUUUCGCUGAUAACGUAUUAUUGUCGUCUCAUUUAAAGUUCUGCAAUUUUGCUGGGUUAACAAGUUCAAAAAUAAAACCAGGUACAAUGACAGUACCCGCCUUGAAAGAAGCCUUGCGCUUGAGAGGAUUGAGUGUUGCAGGUAAUAAGGAGGUUCUUGUAAAACGUCUUGAAGGUGCUCUAGCUGGGGAAGGUUAG